Molecule: messenger RNA, 4435 nt
Organism: Capra hircus (goat)
Lineage: Eukaryota; Metazoa; Chordata; Mammalia; Artiodactyla; Bovidae
Gene: ZCCHC3
Product: zinc finger CCHC-type containing 3
Exons: 1
Coding region: 1766-2980 (404 amino acids)
Biological process (GO): cellular response to exogenous dsRNA; positive regulation of RIG-I signaling pathway; positive regulation of type I interferon production
Cellular component (GO): cytoplasm
Molecular function (GO): double-stranded DNA binding; zinc ion binding; RNA binding
Source: RefSeq, a predicted model, not a curated record
AGGUUUAUUUGGUUAUGUAAAUAUCCUCACCAUGAAAAAGAUAUGAGCAGGCAAGCAGAAAGAAUAAAAGGUGGAGUGUGUGGAUCUAAGAUUUUGAUACUUCCGGUUAAUGAUCCCAAUACAUAUGAUCCUGGGCAUUUGUGGCAGAGAAGGGAUGGAGGAAACCAGGUCAGGAGUUAUAAAGUGAAGGAAUAGGAAGCACAUGUGUUGGAUCCUGAGACCAGUACUGGAAGUGGAGUAAAGGGAACCCUCUUAAAGAACUCACAGGGAUUCCCAGAUGGUAGGUAGAACUGCAAGAGAAAUAGGAAAGAAUCCAAUACUGGCAGAAAGGAAAAAUAAUCUUUUCUGGAAACCCACGGUGGACUAACCUCUUUGACACAGAUUAUCUCCUAGAAACCCCACUUUAGUCCUCUGAGAGUAGAUAUUAAUGUACCCUUUGCUAUGAAUGAGCAAACUGAGCUUUGAAAACCAAGGUCACUGUCCCCACGUGACAAAGCUGAGAUUGAAAGCAGUCAGAUUCAAACUAGGGUCUCCCUGACUCCACAAAUCAUCUUUUCUUUCACUAAACCCAGAAAGAUCACUGAAGCACCCUGAAAUACAAGCAGUUAUGGUAAAGAAAACAAGAUGACAAAAGAUAUUAAACCCAUUGGCUUCCAGCACUCAAAUUUUAUCACUGCUUCCAAACACGAGUUGAGACAGAACAGGGAGGAAUAACAGAUUGUGUCCCGUGCUAGCUUUAGUUAGGGAAUCUGUGUGAAGGAGGUUUUCUAGGGACUAUAAUCCAAAGAGUCCUUUUUCCACAAUGUCAGAAGCAAAAAAGUGGAAGAAAUACAAGCCACCUUUGCGUGGAGCUGCCUGUUAACUCUGCCACUUGGCCAAGUGAUUUAACUCCUAUCUCCAACCCCCUGCUUCCUAUAUAAUGGGUGUACUUACAGUACCGUUUUGGAAGGUUCCAUGUGAUAAAGCUUGCGAUGUGCUUAGAACAAUAUUGGACAUUUAAGCCCUCAAUAUAAUUGCCAUCACGAAUACGAUGGAGGUCUUUUUUAAAAAAAAAUAAUAAUGCAAUGUCACUUACUUGGAAGUGUCUCAAAAAAUGAGUGACGGAUAGAGGUGUAGCGUGAUAUGGUAUAGCAAAAUUUUAAUGACAGAAAGUUAAAACAGUUUAAAUGUUAAAGGUAAAAUGUUCGCCGCAAAAUUCUACUUUCUGCGUGUUUGAAAAUGUCCAUAAUCCAAUGUUGCAAAAAUAAUGCAUCGUGAUCUGCUUUGGGAGGAGGGAGAGCUAAGUUUUGUCUGUUUUUUUUUUUUUUUUUAAUCGAAAAGGUACAAAAAACGAAAACAAAAUGGGCGAAAUCUUCCUCAACUCUGUCCCGCCUUCGGACUGUGGGCCGUUAGCAAAGCCACUUGAAUGAAAUCAUCGAGGACCGCUUGCGAAACACCAAAUCCUCGAGAGCGAGGGCAAAGCUGCCAAACCCUCGCGACGGACAGGGACGCGCUCCAAGAUCCCCAUCCCGCUUCGGGGCCGAGGAGGUGGGGUUGGAGCGAGCACUAGCGGAAACGCGGUCCACCCCUUACCAGGGGGUUCCCGGCCCGCAGCCGCAGGACGCCCGAGCGCCUCAAGUAAAUACUUUGGCGGGGCGGGGAAGAGAAGCAUCGAAUUUCAAAAAAAAAAAAAAGCCCAAACCCCCACAACCCCGGGCGGGCGGGCGCGCGCGAUGGGCGCACUUUGGCUGCGGGAGCGAGUGGAGGAUGCUGGGAAGGAGGUAAAAUGGCCACCGGCGGCGGCGCGGAGGAGGAGAGGAAGCGGGGGCGGCCACAGCUCCUGGGCCCCGCGCGCCCGUCGACCAGGGCCGAGGAGGCCGAGGGCGGCCGCGAGAAGAUGGGCUGGGCCCAAGUGGUGAAGAACCUGGCCGAGAAGAAGGGCGAAUUCCGUGAGUCGCGGCCGCCGCGGCGGGAGGAAGAAAGCGGCAGCGGCGCGGGAGGCGGGCUUAGUGCUCCCGCGGGUCUGGCGGCGCCGAGCCUCGGCGACUUCCCCCCAGCCGGCCGCGGGGACCCGAAGGGCCGCCGGAGAGACCCAGCUGGAGAGGCGGCGGACUCCCGCAAGAAAAAGGGUGCAGCCGAGGCGGGCAGGAGGAAGAAGGCUGAGGCGGCAGCCAUGGCGACCCCGGCGAGGCCCGACGCGGCCGAGGACGCAGCCGACCGGCCCCCCCAGGACGAGCAGGCUACGGCGGCUGGCCCCGCUGCGGGCCCGGGAAAGGGCCGCUUCCUCGUGCGCAUCUGUUUCCAGGGAGACGAGGGCGCCUGCCCAACCAGGGACUUCGUAGUGGGCGCUCUCAUCCUGCGUUCCAUCGGUAUGGACCCGAGCGACAUCUACGCGGUCAUUCAGAUCCCGGGCAGUCGCGAGUUCGACGUGAGCUUCCGUUCGGCGGAGAAGCUAGCCCUGUUCCUGCGUGUCUACGAGGAGAAGCGCGAGCAGGAGGACUGCUGGGAGAACUUUGUGGUGCUGGGGCGGAGCAAGUCCAGCCUGAAGACGCUCUUCAUUCUCUUCCGGAACGAGACGGUGGACGUGGAGGACAUCGUGACCUGGCUCAAACGCCACUGCGAUGUGCUGGCCGUGCCCGUGAAAGUGACCGACAGGUUUGGGAUCUGGACCGGGGAGUACAAGUGCGAGAUUGAGCUGCGCCAGGGGGAGGGAGGGGUCAGGCACCUGCCGGGAGCCUUUUUCCUGGGGGCCGAGAGGGGCUACAGCUGGUACAAGGGGCAGCCCAAGACGUGCUUUAAAUGUGGUUCCCGGACCCACAUGAGCGGCAGCUGCACACAGGACAGGUGCUUCAGGUGCGGGGAGGAGGGGCACCUGAGCCCUUACUGCCGGAAGGGCAUCGUGUGUAACCUCUGUGGCAAGCGAGGACACGCCUUUGCCCAAUGUCCCAAAGCGGUUCACAAUUCCGUGGGAGCUCAGCUAACCGGCGUGGCCGGGCACUGAACACCCGCCUACCAGCCAGGGUGAACACAAAGCCAGCUUAGCCCUCUUAAGUGCCAAAACUUUUUUUUAAACCAUUUUUUAUAGUUUUUUGAAGGAGAUCUUCUUAAACCUACAAGAGACAUCUCACUCUGCCUUCCUAAAUCGAGUUUACUCCUUUCGGCCUUUCCUGAAUUUGGUGACUCUUGUCAUCAGUAAUGACUACCGAGAACUGUAGUGUGCAGAUAUGUUGCCCUGCCCUUUUUAAAAUUUUAUUUUCAUUUUUGUAUUCGGAGAUUUUUUUUUUUCUGGUACUUUUUUACUUCCUACGCCUUGUCUUCUCCCUUGGUUUUUACCUUUGGAGCUGCCUUGCUCAUCUUUAUGCCCCAGUGCUAGGUAGGGGCCCAGCACAUGGUAGGCACUCCAUCAGUGUUUGUUGAAUUGAGAACAUCGUUGACUCUGGCUUCUGUCAGGGUGUUUAUCUUUUGCAGUUCAUCCCGUCCCUUUUAAUUUGCUGCUUCUAAUCUAUGUGGUCUGAGAAUUUUGUGAAACCAGUGUUGUUAGAAGUGUAUGUAACCUGAGUCAAUAAGCUCUGAAUGGUGGCCACGGGCCUCUCCUAUGGCAUUAGAAUGCAUGGACUUUGUGACAGCGCUUUCAGUGGCUCAGAAGCCAUUCUUCACAGAAUCAUGGAAUCUAGUUUUCCUGCUGAAAAGGACCUAAAAGUUGGUUAAGACCAAUCCCCUGGUUUUCCAACAGAUGAAACAGUAACAGAGAGGUUAUAUGACUGGGUCGAAAUCACAUAGCUGUCUGGUGCCAGAGCUAGCCUAGAGUAGAGUUCCCUGACCCCAAGCCCGGUGCUCAUUCCACUACCUCUCACACUUCACAACAUUUUCCUCAACACUUGAGGGCCCAGAAAGUCUGCUCUUUCCAGAAUGAGCCCAGGGGAAUGCUAAGACAUCAUCUGGGGGAGGAAGCAAAAGAUUUGGCAGGGGCUUCAGAACACUUGGGAGAUAUGGAAGGGACAAAGGAACACAAUCCAGGGUGCACUCUGAUGCCCGGGUACCACAUCUGGAUUAAAGUGGUCCAGGUCUUUGUGACCUUUCCCCUCCCCAGUCAUCACCAUCAGUGAGAAGUAGAAGCCCUCCUGAGUAAAGAAAGGUUUACGUUUGCACCUUAGCUUCAGUAGCCAGAGCCCCUAGAGAAGCAGCUACCUGGAGCUCAUCUGCAACCUCCUGGCUCACAGGAGAAAAUGGAAUUCUACGUGAGCUGUUAACUCUAAAAUGUACUUGUUAAAUAGGCCAAGCGAGAGGGCAUUGGGUCUACUAAGUGUUACCGAGUUAAAGUAGAAAAGACAGUACACUGCUUUUCUUACUGUUUUUGUCUUUGCUUUAUGUUUUGCUAUUUCCUUGUGGCUUAGAAUGUAAAAUUGAUUUGUUUAAAGUUUUGUUCUGAAUAAAUAUUUAUCUUUUGUAUUGCUAA